AUGAAAGACGAAAGUGUGAUAGAAUUAAAAUUGGUUAUAAUCUUUGAUGAGUGGUGGAAAUAUUGCAGGUGGAGCAAUUUUACGCCAGCUGUGGAAAAGGAAAUUAAUGAUGUGGAAGACCCAGGAAUUAUCAAUGAGCGUGAGGCACAAAAUUGGUUGAGACGUUUCAGGAAUGAUGACACCAGCCUCGAAGACAAACCAAAGUCAGGGAAAACUUCUAUUGUGGAACAUAAGGCCUUGCUUGAAAUAGUUGAACAACAACCAAGCACCAGCGCUCGUACAUUGUCGGCAGCACUUGGUCCUUCACAAACUACUAUCAAUUGA
Messenger RNA from Octopus sinensis (East Asian common octopus), 324 nucleotides. RefSeq names its product histone-lysine N-methyltransferase SETMAR-like. The coding region runs from base 1 to 324 and encodes 107 amino acids. The transcript is spliced from 2 exons. The record is from RefSeq and is a predicted model, not a curated record. NCBI's taxonomy places the organism in Eukaryota, Metazoa, Mollusca, Cephalopoda, Octopoda, Octopodidae.